Messenger RNA from Magnolia sinica, 1460 nucleotides. Its product is annotated as calcineurin B-like protein 1. Bases 430 to 1071 code for a protein of 213 amino acids. The transcript has 9 exons. Gene Ontology annotation, biological process: calcium-mediated signaling. The record is from RefSeq and is a predicted model, not a curated record. Gene Ontology annotation, molecular function: calcium ion binding; kinase binding. NCBI's taxonomy places the organism in Eukaryota, Viridiplantae, Streptophyta, Magnoliopsida, Magnoliales, Magnoliaceae.
CUCAUCGCCCAAACUCUACCGAGCUCCCCGCUCUUUCUCGAAAAUACACCGCCAACGUUCAGAUCGAAACCCUCCUCACAUUUUCCUUCCUUUUGACCUGCAUCGUUGGGCUGUUAUAUAAACAAAUCACAGCCGUCGGAUCUCAUCGCCGAAACUCUACCGAACUCUCCGCUCUUUCUCGAAAGGUACACAGCCAACCUUCGGAUCGAAACCCUUCACUCCGACUGCUUUCAUCGUCGAAACUCCAACGAACUCCGCGUUCUUUCUCGACAAGACACCGCCUCAGUUUAUAUCGAAACCCUCUCGCCAACGUCUCUAUCUGCAGGCGCCGGCGAUUCUUCCGGCGGAUUCUUCGUCGGGUCGCUAUGUCUCCAAGAUACUGUUUUUGAAGCCUUGGCUUUUAUUAUUAUUCCUAUUUUCCUUUGGUAAAUGGGCUGCUUUCAGUCAAAAUCUAGAAAACAGUUCCCAGGACACGAGGAUCCCAUAGCACUUGCUUCGCAAACAGCUUUCAGCGUUAGUGAAGUUGAGGCACUGUUUGAGCUGUUCAAGAGCAUUAGCAGUUCUGUGGUUGAUGAUGGGCUAAUAAGUAAGGAAGAAUUUCAGCUAGCUCUGUUUAAGAACAGAAAGAAAGAGAACCUCUUCGCCAAUCGGAUAUUUGACCUAUUCGACACUAAGCAGAAGGGGGUCAUUGAUUUUGGUGACUUUGUUCGAGCACUCAAUGUCUUUCACCCGAAUGCUCCUCAAGAGGAAAAGAUUGAUUUUUCCUUUAGGCUUUAUGAUUUGGAUGGGACGGGCUUCAUUGAACGACAAGAGGUCAAGCAAAUGCUAAUUGCACUUUUAUGUGAAUCAGAAAUGAGAUUGUCUGAUGAGACUGUUGAGAUAAUACUUGAUAAGACAUUUUUAGAGGCUGACGUAAAUCACGAUGGGAAGAUUGAUAAAUCUGAGUGGCAGAAUUUUGUCUCCCAAAAUCCAUCAUUAAUGAGGAUAAUGACUCUUCCAUAUCUCAGGGACAUAACCACCACAUUCCCGAGCUUUGUAUUCAAUUCAGAGGUCGAUGAAAUCGCUACCUGAUAAACUGCCCCUCAAUUCACUGUGCCAUCCCAUGCCAAUCGGUUUUUAAGUUGGGUUUGAAGAUGGUGAGAGGAAGCCUCAAAAGGGGUCUGAUCAGGGGACUAAAUGUGCGUUCGUUACCAAUAUUGUUGGCACUCAUUUGUGGGCCCCACUGGGAUUUCUCCCACGAGUCUCACAGGAGCAUAUUUGAUAUUCAACUGUUUGCAUGCAGAGUAGGUGAAUGUUUUUAGUAGAUGAUUUGCAAAAGGGGGUUUGUAUCUAAUUCUCUCUAGCCAAUCAAAUUAGUUGUCAUUUUUUAAGGAAAAGAAAAAAGUUCUUAAAAAAAGGAAAAAAAAAGAAAUACAGAACGCAACAUAUUAGAAAAAUGGACUACUUGUCAUUUUAUUUUG